GUUGCUGAGGGAGGCCCGCAGCAGCAAGGCCUUCCCUGAGGACGUGGUCAGGCUCAUCUUCUCCAACAUCUCCUCCAUCCACCAGUUCCACGCGCAGUUCUUCCUCCCUGAGCUGCAACGGCGCCUGGACGACUGGUGAGGUCCUCCGGGAGCGUCCCCCACCCCGGGCGGGGCAGCCCUCGGGCACAGAGCUGGCCUGCCGCCCCGCUCAGUCCUUGGCACUCUCCUCCCUGGCUCAGUCCUUCCACACAGUGAGACCGGGCUCCUGAUAGGCCGUGUGCACAGGUGGGUGUGUCCUGGGGGUGGGGGGACACAGCCAGGGCUGACUGGGGGCGUCCUACAUGCCUGGCCUUGAACUGUACCCCAUUCACUCACUGGAGCGUCAGCAUCCACUGAGCCUAGGAGUCCACAGGAGGGAGCCCUAGGCCCUGUUGCCUCCCCAGGAGCAGCUGAGCCCCUUGGGGGCAGGGUGUGUGGCAGAAGCACUGGGGGCUCCUGGAACUAAAUGCUCAUGGUUACCCUCAGAGAGAGCCAGGGGUCCAGACAUGGAAAACCCACUCCCAUCAAGGGGGAGCAGGGAUGCUCCCCCCACCCCCACCCCCACCCCCCCCCCGCAGCCAGAGUGUCGCCGCCCUGGAGGCAGGAGGCCCAAGACCAAGGUGUCAGCAGGUCUGGCGGCUCCUGGAGACUGGGGCGGGGGCGGGAGGGGUGGUGUUGCAGGCCUCUCUCUAGCCUCUGGAGGUUGCUAGCUGUCUUUGGUGGUCCUCAGCUUCUAGAAGCUUCUCCCACGCUCUGCCUUCACGCUCACACAGCUUCUCCCUGUAUGUGUCUCUCUCAGAACUUCUGCUUCUUACAACGACACCGGUCCUAUGGGUUUGAAGUGACCCUGUUUGGACAGAGUCUGCAUAAACGUAAUAGGCUAAGAUGAGGUCACACUGGAUUAGAGCGAGCAAAGAACCCACUGACUGGUUUGCCUAGGCAGAAAGGGGAAAUGUGGCCAGAGAGGCACAGACAGAGAGGGAGGCAGGGGUGGGCGUGUGAGGGCAGAGGCAGAAGUGGGGCGUGAUGAGGGCACCAGCCAGGACCGAUGGCCUCUUGGUUACACGAGAACCCCAAUUUGUUUUCAGAGAGGACCACUAAUAUGUUCAGUAGUGAAGUUCCUUGCUUUAUGUAUUUUUAUCUGUUUUGCCAAAGAAAUGCUGUGGUUUCUGGGAUGUUAUUGAAAACUCUUUGGUCAAGCAGAAUGUUAAUAAUUAUUAAAUCCUGGCCGGCACUGCGGCUCACUAGGCUAAUCCUCCGCCUUGCGGCGCUGGCACACCAGGUUCUAGUCCCGGUCAGGGCGCUGGAUUCUGUCCCUGGUGCCCCUCUCCCAGGCCAGCUCUCUGCUGUGGCCUGGGAGUGCAGUGGAGGAUGGCCUAGGUCCUUGGGCCCUGCACCCCAUGGGAGACCAGGAAAAGCACCUGGCUCCUGGCUUUGGAUCAGCACGGUGCGCCGGCCGCAGCGCGCUGGCCGCGGCAGCCAUUGGAGGGUGAACCAACGGCAAAGCAAGACCUUCCUCUCUCUCUCUCUCUCUCUCACUGUCCACUCUGCCUGUCAAUAAAUAAAUAAAUAAAUAAAUAAUUUAAAAAUAAAAAUAAUUAUUAAACCCAGUGAAAGAUGCCAGGGUCCACUGCCAUAUUCAUUUCACAUUAUGUUUUCUUGGAAUGUCCGCAAUCAUUUUUUGUAGAUUUAUUUUAUUUAUUUGGAAAACAGAUCAACAGAGAAAGAGAGAGAGACAGAGAGAAAUCUUCCAUCUGUUAGUUCACUCCCCAAAUUGUUGCAAUGGCCAGGGCUGGGCCAGGCUGAAAGUAGGAGCCUGAAACUCCAUCCGGGUUUCCUACAUGGCAGGGGCUUAAGCACUUGGGCCAUUGUCUGCUGUUUUUCCCAGGUGCAUUAGCAGGGAGCUGGAUGGGAAGUGGAGCUGCCGGGACUCGGCAUUUUGGAGGCUGUAGCCUAACCUGCUGGACCACAGUGCCAGCCAACCCUCAUAAUAAUGUUUAAAAAAACAAAAACCAGCAUCAAACUUCUGAGAUCGGCUGCUUUCAUUCCCAUUUUUUGGGUGAGAAAAUGGUGGUAGUGAGAGGCCAGGUGGCUCCAGCUCAGGUGGGCGAACUCCAGAGUGGCGGCUCCUCACGGCUCCUGAGUUCAGUGAGUGGCCUCAGGCCCUACCCUAGCUGUUGCUGGCUCCAUGCUCCCCUGCAGGCCCCCAGUUCCCUGUCUCCAAGGUGGGCUGGCACCUGUUCCACCUGCAGGGCUGUGAGAACAAGAUGGAGAGAGGUGCGGUGCGGCGAGUCUGGCGCGUGGUUGCUGGGUGAACUGCAUAGUGGAGCAUCACGUGGUGACCAAACCACUCUGCACCGGGCCUGGGGGGGAAGCCAAUUGGUGGCCGAGAGCAGCGUCCGCCCUCAAGGGGCUUACAGUCUAAGGGGGGUGAGGCACACGCAGGAGAAGGCGACAGUCCUGCUCCGUGCCUAUGCCCAGCAGUGCAGUGGAAAAGCUGUUUCCAGGAUUUCUGGCUUGCAGGGUCAGGGUGGGGGAUGCACACCCGGGCCCUGCGUGAAGUUGAGAGAGGCGGGCACCAGGCUGAGGGCAGUCCCUGGGCGUCCCUCCUGCAGGGCGGCCACCCCCCGCAUUGGCGACGUGAUCCAGAAACUGGCCCCGUUCCUCAAGAUGUACAGUGAGUACGUCAAGAACUUUGAGCGAGCGGCGGAGCUGCUGGCCGCCUGGACCGACAAGUCUCCGCCCUUCCAGGAGGUGAUCGCCCGCAUCCAGAGCAGCGAGGCCUCGGGCAACCUGAGCCUGCAGCACCACAUGCUGGAGCCCGUGCAGAGAAUCCCCCGCUACGAGCUGCUGCUCAAAGACUACGUGCAGAAGCUCCCGGCCCAGGCCCCGGACCGGGCUGACGCCCAGAAGGCUCUCGAUAUGAUCUUCUCGGCGGCUCAGCACUCCAACGCGGCCAUCGCCGAGAUGGAGCGGCUGCAGGACCUGUGGGAGGUGUACCAGCGCCUGGGCCUUGAGGACGACAUAGUGGACCCCUCCAAUGCCCUGCUCCGUGAGGGUCCCGUCCUCAAGAUCUCCUUCCGCCGCAAUGACCCCAUGGAGCGCUACCUUUUCUUGUUCAACAACAUGCUGCUCUACUGCGUGCCCAAGGUCAUCCAGGUGGGCGCCCACUUCCAAGUGAGGACCCGCAUCGAUGUGGCCGGGAUGAAGGUGCGGGCGCUGAUGGAUCCCGAGUUCCCCCACUCCUUCCUGGUGUCCGGGAAGCAGCGCACCCUGGAGCUACAGGCGCGGUCCCAGGAGGAAAUGAUUUCCUGGCUACAGGCCUGCCAAGCAGCCAUCGACCAAGUAGAAAAGCGCAAUGAAACCUUCAAGGCGGCGGUGCAGGGGCCCGAAGGCGGCCUCCAGGAGCCGCAGCUGCAGUCCGAGGAGCUGGGCCUCCGGGCGCCGCAGUGGGUCCGCGACAAGAUGGUCACCAUGUGCAUGCGCUGCCGGGAGCCCUUCAACGCCCUCACGCGCCGGCGCCACCACUGCCGCGCGUGCGGCUACGUGGUGUGCGCCAGGUGCUCCGAGUACCGGGCCGAGCUCAAGUACAACGCGAACAGGCCCAGCCGCGUGUGCCUCGACUGCUACGCGUUCCUCACGGGCUGCGUACUCCCUGGCAACAAGGACAGGCGGCCAGGCAUCCUGGAGAAAGGAUCUUCGGCAGGGUCCGGCCAGAGUCUGAUGUGCAGCUUCCUGCAGCUGAGCGGGGACAAGUGGGGCAGGAGCAGCUCCCGGGGCUGGUGCGUGAUCCCCCAGGACGACCCCCUGGUGCUCUACGUCUACGCGGCCCCCCAGGACACGCGGGCUCACACCUCCAUCCCGCUGCUGGGCUACCAGGUGACCGCUGGGCCCCAGGGGGACCCCCGGCUUUUCCAGCUGCAGCAGUCAGGCCAGCUGUACACCUUCAAGGCUGACUCGGAGGAGCUGCGAGACCGUUGGGUGAAGGCCAUGGAGCGGGCCGCCCAGGGCUGGGGCCCCGGGGGCCCUGAUGCCGGGGACCUGUGCGACUGAACCACCAGCACUUGCUCUCUGCCCUCUGCUGUCCACUCAGAGCCUGCCUCCUGCCCUGGGACGACCCUGUGGCCCACCGGUCCAAGUCACAUAACCGAUUCCUUUCCGCAGUGGCCAGGCCCCAGGGCCUGGGAUGGGAUCAGAAGCUAUGGGUCUGUUCCUCUGGGUAGGGAACAAACCAGUGCCCCAGUUUGCCUGGGUAGAGGGGCUUCCUAUGCCAAUAGAACACCCAGUGCUAGAACUGAGAAAGUCCUAAGUAACCUGGUACUAACAGGUUCUCAACUGGGGCUGCUCACUAGCGCCCCCUGGGAAGCUUUUACAAAGUAUUGCAACAGGCAUGGGGCCCAGCGGUAGAACGGCCAGUUAAGGGGCCUGCAUGGCAUGUCACAGAGUUUGGGGUCAAGUCCUGGCCCUGCUCCCAAUUCCAGCUUCCUCUAGUGUGCACCCUGGGAGGCAGCAGACGGCGGGCCACAAGCACUUGGGUCCCUGGCACCCACACAGGAGACCCGGAUGGAGUUCCAGGCUCCUGGCUUCAGUCCUAGUCAGGAGCCAUUGCAAUUUUGGGGGAGUGAACUUCCCUCUCUCUCUAUCUCUCAAACAAACAAAUAAAUACUUU
Oryctolagus cuniculus (rabbit) is the source of this 4708-nucleotide messenger RNA. Lineage: Eukaryota; Metazoa; Chordata; Mammalia; Lagomorpha; Leporidae. The record is from RefSeq and is a predicted model, not a curated record.